UUUCACUUCUAUGAUCCGAUCUUAACUUACAGUCUCUGCAACCGAGUGCUUCAAUCUUUUUCUUGUUGUCUUUACUAAAAAUCACAAACACUCUGCGCGGAUGGCAACAGUCACUACCACCUUCAACGCUCCAGCGCCUCCCGCCACGUCUGUGGCGCACACAAUCAAUCCAGCAUCGAGCAGACUUUUCGAGCCGUUACAGGUGGGCAAGAUGACGCUAAACCAUCGCAUUGUGUUCCCUCCUUUGACCCGAAAUCGGAAUGACGAUGACCAUACCCCGCUGCCCUUUAUGGCCAAGUAUUAUGCCGACCGUGCGUCGACGCCAGGAACACUUGUCAUUUCAGAAGCGACUGCUGUCUCCCAUCUCGAAGAGGGCCAGGAAAACACCCCGGGCUUUGUUACGGAACGUCAGGUUGCGGCUUGGAAACAUAUCAUUGACGCGGUCCAUGAGAAGGGGUCCUACUAUUUCCAGCAGAUUUGGGGAAUGGGCCGGGCCUCUCACCCAGAACUUUUAGCGAGAAAAGGCCUGAAGUACCGUUCCAGCAGCACUGUUCCGAUGGAGGGUGUUGAUGCCAUCCCCGAGGAAAUGACAGAGGAGGAAAUCUUGGAAGCCAUCCAAAGCUUUGCGGAUACUGCUAAGAGAGUCAUUGCCGCUGGGGGCGAUGGGGUAGAGGUUCACUGCGCCCAUGGCUACCUUCUUGAUCAAUUUCUCUCUGAUGCCGUCAACAAGCGCACUGACAGAUGGGGUGGAUCAACAGAGAACCGUGCAAGGCUAGUCCUGGAGGUUAUUAAGGCAGUAGUGGACGCUAUUGGUGCCGACCGAGUCGCUCUGCGACUCUCCCCCUAUGCGGCCUUUCAGCAGGCUGAGAAAAAGGACAUCCACGGACAGUACCUCUAUGUCAUUGCGCAGUUGAAAUCAACGGUGCCGCCACUGGCUUACUUGUCUCUUGUGGAAGCGACUGGGGACCCAGGAGCACUGAUCUUUGGAGGUAAAGCUGUCAACCAGGGGCAGACCUUGAACUUUAUACUAGAAGCUUGGGAUAACCGGUCUCCAGUUGUUGUAGCGGGGGGCUACCAUCCCGAGACGGCAGUCUGGGCUCUUGAAGAGCGAUACAAGAAGUGGAACACAUUAGUUGCUUUCGGUCGUCAUUUUCUGGCAAAUCCUGAUCUGGUCUUUAGAGUCCGGCAUGGGAUUGAGCUUAACAAGUAUAACCGGCCGACUUUUUAUCUACCAAAGAAUGAGGUCGGCUACAAUGAUUACGCAUUCAGCAAGGAGUAUCUGGCCGCACAACAGAAGGUAUCUCACUGAGGUUUAUGAGGUCAUUGGAUAUUAGACUAGGUGUUAUAAUGGACUGUCAUAAUCUUGAUAAGCCUCAAUAUGCUGGAUUGUUUUUGUUUUUUUUUUCUUAAUAGAGCAGUUCGUGUUCGAAAACACCUCGCUGGCUGACAGCAGCCAGUCUAUAGCACAGCGGAU
Molecule: messenger RNA, 1474 nt
Organism: Aspergillus uvarum CBS 121591
Lineage: Eukaryota; Fungi; Ascomycota; Eurotiomycetes; Eurotiales; Aspergillaceae
Product: alkene reductase
Exons: 1
Coding region: 101-1309 (402 amino acids)
Molecular function (GO): NADPH dehydrogenase activity; FMN binding
Source: RefSeq, a predicted model, not a curated record